Messenger RNA from Anopheles merus, 1549 nucleotides. RefSeq lists its product as uncharacterized. NCBI's taxonomy places the organism in Eukaryota, Metazoa, Arthropoda, Insecta, Diptera, Culicidae. The record is from RefSeq and is a predicted model, not a curated record. The transcript is spliced from 3 exons. Bases 249 to 1169 code for a protein of 306 amino acids.
UGUUUAGUGAUAACAUCGGCACAGAGCACCAGCACCGCAGAUGAGCGUCUAGUCCGUGUGUCCGUGAAAUUGAGUGUGUGGCAAAGCAGUAGCAGCAGCAGCAGCAGCGGUGGAGAGUGUGACGUAGUGCAAGGAUUCCAGGAGCUUCAGCAAACUCCUUCGAAGGAUACAGACCGUCGCGAUCCGCCUGCUCCUUGUUCUGUGUGGUAGUGCAGUUCUAGCGUGUCGAUCGACCUGAUAGCAAAAACAUGUCACUCAAGAAGGUAGUGUCGAUCCUGGUGAUCUGCGUGGUCGCCGUGCAGGGUGCGAGUGUGCCGCAGAAGGACACGAGUCUGGCCAGCCGGUUGAGCUGGGACUGCGCCAACGAUGUGAACUGUGUGGCCGGUCUGGCGAAGGAUGUGAUGCAAAAGCUGCAGUCCCGUCGCUCGAUCGACUUCGGCGUGUUCAGCGUUCAGCCCGUCGAGCACGUCCCGGUGGACGGUGAGGGACGAUCGUCGCUGGACUUCCUCAGCUCCAACGCGCUGCAGGUGCCGGUUGGACCGACCGUGCUCAACGUCGAGCGUUCUGCCGACUAUCCGAACUACGUCGAGGUGUCGCUGCUCAAAAAGGAAGACGGAGCCCGCGGACGCACCCGCAAGCACAUGCGCUUCUUUGUGCCCGCGUUCCUGGUCUUCAGCCAGAUCGGCUGGUAUGCGCUUGCCAUCGCCGGCGUGAAGCUGCUUGCGAUUAAGGCCUUUUUGGUCGCUAAAAUUGCCCUAAUUGUCGUAGCGAUGAUGACGUUCAAGAAGCUCAUGGAGCCGGUCGCUGUCAUGCCAGCACCGUACUUCGACCAUCCGGAACCGUUCAUGAUGCCGUACGGUAUGGACUUCCACCACGGGUUCGGCGGUGCUAGCAACGACAUGUACUCGAUGGGACUGGGCGGCCAUCUCGGACACCACGACGGACCGUCGGCCCUGCACGCCGCCGAAGGUGGUCUCGGUGCUGCCAGCAAUGUGAAUGCCGCCGUCGUCGAUGCAGCCGCCUCUACCGCGACCGACAAGUCGAGCAGCUCGGCGGCCCAGCCCGUGGCGGUUGCCGGCGGCAGUGAGCGUCACCAUUUCGGCGCCGGAAGCAAGAUUAAGCGACAAGACGUCUACGCGCAGCCCCAGGCCGCCAAGUACUUCAGAUAGGAGCAUCUAUCCAGCCACAGCAUCUAAUACUAGCAUACGCUCGCUGAACUACAAUGCAAAAACGGCAUCCGACACUCGAGAACGAUGCAACGGUUGCGGCAUCGAAGAUCGCGCACAGGGAGGGAGAUCGUCCUGCCGCCCUGUGUGGUGUCUGUUGUAUUAUUUGUUUCCCCCACGAUGUCUCCCGGUCGCCACCCCCCGGCCGGGUGGUGAUCGCGCCGAAGACAGCACAAGCCUGACGAACCUGUAAACUGUUGCCAAAAUUGUCCCCCCAACCUGAACUCCCGCCCCAGCUCCUCCCUCCCUGCCCCAUUCCCCAAGCAUCCCGAAAUAAAGCAUAUUUAUUUAUUUAUUUAUUACUUGUGACGGAAAAAAUCGUA